Molecule: messenger RNA, 549 nt
Organism: Ipomoea nil (Japanese morning glory)
Lineage: Eukaryota; Viridiplantae; Streptophyta; Magnoliopsida; Solanales; Convolvulaceae
Product: zinc finger BED domain-containing protein RICESLEEPER 2-like
Exons: 3
Coding region: 1-549 (182 amino acids)
Source: RefSeq, a predicted model, not a curated record
AUGGUUAGGGAUGCAGUGAGAUGGGUUAGGAACUCACCUGCAAAACUGAAAAAGUUUAGGGAUUUUGUUGAUCUCAUUGGAGUGGAAGCUAAAUCUGCUUUACAUCUUGAUAUUCCAACAAGAUGGAACAACACCUACAUUAUGCUUAACACUGCAAUUCAAUACCAAAAAGUGUUUGAAGCAUAUGAGGAAAAUGAUGCCUCAUUUUCUAGUGACUUAGCUGAAUUUCUUCCUUCUUAUCUGGAUUGGUGUUCUGUGCAAAGCUUAAUCAUUCUUCUGAAAAGCUUUUAUGAGAUAAUUUUUGUCCUUCUCUAUGGAGAAGAGAAAUGCAAAUCUUGUUUUGCCAAUGUGCAAGCUGCAAUGGUUGAGUUGUAUAAUGACUAUGCAUCCACCUACUAUGUUAGCUCAUUGCAAUCUGAAUCCUCUACUCAAUCUACUAUAGAUUUCCUAUUCUCUCCAAAAUGGCUAGAGAUGUUCUUGCAGUUCCUAUAUACACAGUUGCCUCUGAAAAGUUACUCACUAGAGCUGCUUCUACUCUCCCAACAUUGA